UGCUCCGUCUUGCUGCCAUGUUGGAUGUACGCAUCGCUGCUGCGGCUGCAGGAGUUUACGAAUGAAAGUUGAGCUUUUAUCCGCGUACAGGCACACGGCUAGUCCUUAAUUCUUUUCAUUUUACACAAAACUGAGAAGUUAAGUGUCUUUGUUAAACAGGAACAAGCCUGCAAAACACCCCACCCGGUCCUCCUCCGCCCUCCAGUUCGGAGUCGGACUCAGCGGAGAUGAUCCGGUUGCAGGCCACUGCAACCGGAGUACGCAUGGAUUUUCUGUAAUUAGCAGUGCUCGCUGAGUCCGUCCGGGCAUAACCGCAUCGUUUUGGGGGGUUAACUAGAAUAAUUUGGAGCCAUGAACAGCCACCCGCCGCCCCGCAGGGCUCUUAACGUCGGCUCCAUCCUCCUGACCCCGCAGGAGAACGAGUGCCUGUUCGGCUACCUGGGCAGGAAAUGCGCUACGCUGUGUUCGGCGGUGGUCCAGGUGUACGGCGCAGACCGGAGCUGCUGCUGGGUGAAGAGGUGCUGUGGCGUGGCCUGUCUGGUCAAAGACAACCCACAGAGAUCCUACUUCAUCAGAGUUUUUGACAUCAAGGAAGGGAAAACCAUGUUUGAACAGGAGCUUUACCACAACUUCUCCAUCAGCAGCACCAGAUCCUACUUCAUCUCAUUUACAGGCGAUACCUGCCAGGUCGGUCUGAACUUCGCCAGUGAAGAAGAGGCCAAAAGAUUCCGAGCCGCCAUCAACGACCUGCUCAACCGACGACAACGCAAAACUGAGAAGAGAGGUGACCCUAAAAAUGGUCCAGCUCUGCACAUGGCCACGGUGGACAUCAAGAACCCGGAGAUCAACAACGUCCGAUUCCACAACUCCCACAGCCACCAGCAGCCAUACCACCUCAACAACAUGCUGAGCCACAGCGGCUUGAACAGGAAGGACAAGAAGACCAAAAGCAAGAAGAAGAAGCUGACCAAGGCCGACAUCGGCACGCCCAGCAACUUCCAGCACAUCGGUCAUGUGGGCUGGGAUCCAAACACAGGUUUUGAUCUGAACAACCUGGACCCUGAACUCAAGAACCUGUUCGACAUGUGCGGCAUCUCUGAGGCUCAGCUGAAGGACCGAGAGACGUCUAAGGUCAUCUACGACUUCAUCGAGAAGAAGGGAGGCGUGGAGGCCGUCAAGAACGAGCUGAGGAGGCAGGCACCCCCUCCACCCCCUUCUCGUGGCGGCCCCCCUCCUCCUCCUCCCCCUGCACACAACUCGGCUGCACCCCCUCCUCCUCCGCCGCCAUCCAGGGGGGGGCGGGGAGCCCCUCCUCUCCCCCCUCCUCCGUCCAGAGCCCCCGCCUCAGCUCCUCCUCCUCCGCCUCCCUCCAGACCAGGAACUCUGGGUGCCCCUCCUCCUCCACCCCCUCCCACCCGGGGAGGUCACCAGCCCCCUCCUCCUCCCCACCAUCACCACCAACACCACCACCAGCCCCCCCCUCCUCCUGCUCCGUCAUCUCUGCACUCCUCCAUCGCCCCCCAAGCCCCGCCUCCUCCGCCUCCCCCACUGGCCCUGCAGUCCCCGGGUGGCGGUGGCGGCGGCGGCUCCGCCCCUGCUCCCCCACCUCCGCCUCCUCCUCCCCCUCCUCCUCCCGGGCCCCCUCCCCCCCCGGAGCUGGACGGAGGCGGAGACUCUCCUCAUUCGCCGAGCCCUGGCGGGAAGUCGGCGCUGCUGGAGCAGAUCAGAGUCGGCGCUCAGCUGAAGAAGGUGGAGCAGAACAACCGCGCGCCGGCCUCCGGCGUGGGACGGGACGCCCUGCUGGACCAGAUCCGACAGGGAAUCCAGCUCAAGACCGUGCCGGAUCAGCCAGAGUCCGGCCCGCCGUCGUCUGCUCCCACCGCGGGCAUCGUCGGCGCCCUCAUGGAAGUGAUGCAGAAGAGGAGCAAAGCCAUCCAUUCCUCAGACGAAGACGAGGAUGAUGACGAAGACGAGGACUUUGAAGACGAUGACGAGUGGGACGACUAGUGAAGAUUUCUUUACCCAGGUC
Perca flavescens (yellow perch) is the source of this 2029-nucleotide messenger RNA. It is a transcript of the gene wasla, whose product is annotated as WASP like actin nucleation promoting factor a. Gene Ontology annotation, biological process: actin filament organization. The record is from RefSeq and is a predicted model, not a curated record. Gene Ontology annotation, molecular function: actin binding. NCBI's taxonomy places the organism in Eukaryota, Metazoa, Chordata, Actinopteri, Perciformes, Percidae.